Molecule: messenger RNA, 1293 nt
Organism: Psilocybe cubensis
Lineage: Eukaryota; Fungi; Basidiomycota; Agaricomycetes; Agaricales; Agrocybaceae
Product: WSC domain-containing protein
Exons: 10
Coding region: 1-1293 (430 amino acids)
Source: RefSeq, a predicted model, not a curated record
AUGGCUACUGCUAACUUCCUUGUCUUGGUUUCUGCGGCUUUAUGUGUUGUCGCUUCUCCAACAUUGGAUGUUAGACAAUCUUCUACGGCAAGUCUCCCUUCCGGGUGGGCACCAUUCGGAUGUUACAGUGAUUCAACAUCAUCACGAACCCUUCGUGUAGCAUCCUUCACCGAUAUUACAGGCAUGACCGUUGAGUCAUGUAUAGCGUUCUGCACUCCUGCAGGAUAUAAUUUUGCAGGUCUUGAAUUCGCUCGAGAAUGCUAUUGUGACAAUAUCAUCGAGCCUCCAGCGGUUGUUAUCGACAGCAGCAAUUGCGCAACACCUUGUACAGGCAAUGCCAAUGAAAUCUGUGGUGGUUCAAACGCUAUUACAAUCUUUCAGCAUACUGCAGCCUCGAAUCCACCAACCCCCACGACAACCACGACAACGACAACGACAACGCCGACUCCAGUUGCCAGCAUCAAGCAGUCCGUCGGCACCUUCCAAUAUAAAGGAUGCUUCCAGGAUCGUCCUGCUAACCAACCGCGUGCUCUCGGGACUCAACUGACAAUCUCUGGAGUCACCGCUGAAACAUGUACCGCUGCAUGCAAAGCUGCGGGAUUUGCACUAGCCGGGUUGGAAUUUGGACAGGAAUGCUGGUGUGCAACCUUCAUGUCACUAGUCUCGCCAUUGCCCGACUCGCAAUGCAACAUGGUUUGCGUUGCAGAUAGCACCGAGCUUUGCGGCGCAGGAAAUGUCCUUGCCGUAUACCAGGACACCACGGCUACUCCUCUUGAUCAGAAUACAUGCCUUUCCCUUGGGAUUCUCUUCCCAGGAGCAGGCGGUGUACCAGACUUUAAUUUCAAUCUUCUGAUGGUACCAUCAAGCGGGACUGGAACAAAUGUUCUUCUUGGAGUCGUGUUUAAUACUACGAUCCCCAUCAACCAGAGCGUUUUCAAACUUACAGGUAGCCUUCCCCAAACUAGUCCUGGACAUUCUUUCUCCAUUUCCGGAGGUCAGGGUGCAGUUGGUGCCAACUCCGGAGGAGUCGACGCUGGUUUCUCAAUCCCGCUAAUCGCCGGACAAGCAGUAUUAUUCGACUUCGUCAACUUCAGCACUAACAUAUGCAUGAAGCCUAAUCCAAUCGGUUCCUUUGGACCAUUCAUCGGGCCGCCGGUGCUUUCCGUCAAUGGACAGGCCAAUCCUUGGGCAUCUUGCGCGACAGAGCCAUUGACACCCAUAUUCUCACCCACCGCGGCCAAUGGCGUAUGCACGAGCGUUUUCCUGGAGAUGCUUCCCCCAUCUAUCGCUUAA